CGUUCUCUGCCCGUCGUUUGGCAAACGACUCAGUGCAUGAACCUAUUAUUAGUGACAAAGGCAAAUAUACACUUUCUGUAAUUAGUGCUUUACUUCUUGUUGCUUCAACAUGGCUGGAGAUGAUAGGAAAAGGAAGAAAGUGAAGACGCAGCAUGUGCAGAAACGGCAAGGGCGGCGGUCUUACAAAGAGGAUUUGGAAAUUGCUCAGCUGGAGCAGCAAUUAAAGGAUGGCGCUCCGCCGCGUGGCUCAAAUCCGCUUGCAGCGCCUGAGCGCAGUCAGGAAGCCGGCGCGUCGACAUCCUACGCUGGCGUGCGGACGUUCGACGAGCUCCCUAUCUCUCAGUACACGAAGGACGGUUUAAAGAAGGCGAAAUACGUCACGCUGACGGCGAUUCAGCGGGCAGCGCUGCCGCAUGCACUGUGCGGCCGGGACAUUCUUGGAGCAGCGAAGACGGGCUCUGGCAAAACGCUGGCGUUCCUUAUCCCGGUGGUUGAGAAGCUCUACCGCGCCAAGUGGACCCGGCUGGACGGUCUGGGGGCGCUGGUGCUGACCCCCACCCGCGAGCUGGCGUUGCAGAUAUUCGAGGAGCUUAAGAAGGUGGGUCACUUCCACGACCUGUCCGCGGGCCUGUUGAUCGGCGGCAAGAACGUGGCGGAGGAGGCGGGCAGGCUGGCGGGCAUGAACGUGCUGGUGUGCACGCCAGGUCGGUUGCUGCAGCACAUGGACGAGACGGCCGGCUUCGACACCACCUCACUGCAGAUGCUCAUCCUGGACGAGGCUGACCGCAUCCUGGACAUGGGGUUCGCGGCCACGCUGGAUGCCAUCGUGGCCAACCUGCCGAGGGAGAGGCAGACCAUGCUGUUCAGCGCUACCCAGACCAAGUCGGUUCGCGACCUGGCCCGCCUCAGCCUGCGCGACCCGGAGUACCUGGCAGUGCACGCGGAGGCAACCGCACCCACGCCGCUCAAGCUGCAGCAGGCCUACAUGGUGGUGGACCUGGGGUCCAAGAUGGACGUGCUGUGGUCCUUCAUUAAGACCCACCUCAAGGCCAAAACCAUCAUCUUCCUCUCAACGUGCAAGCAGGUUCGCUUCGUGUUCGAGGCCUUCCGCAAGCUGCGCCCGGGGGUGCCGCUGCGCUGCCUGCACGGGGGGCUCAAGCAGGGCCGCCGGACAGGGGUGUUUUACGAGUUCUGUGAGGCGCAGUCCAUGGUUCUGAUCGCCACCGACAUCGCGGCACGGGGGCUGGACUUCCCCACCGUGGACUGGGUGGUGCAGGCCGACUGUCCCGAGGACGCCGCCACCUACAUCCACCGCGUGGGUCGCACCGCCCGCUACACCUCCUCGGGGCGGGCGCUGCUGCUGCUGCUGCCCUCGGAGGCGCCCGGCAUGCUGGCGGAGCUCAAGGAGGCCAAGGUCCCCCUGACCGGCCCCAUCAAGCCCAACCCGGCUCGCCAGCAGGCGGUCAGCCCCUCACUGCAGGCGCUACUCAGCAAGGACACGGAGCUCAAGGACUUUGCCCAGAAGGCGCUGGUGGCCUACUGCCGCUCCGUGUUCCUGCAGCCGCGCAAGGCGGUGUUCGACGUGGCCGCGCUGCCGCUGCCCGAGUACGCUGCCAGCUUGGGACUGGCCAGCGUGCCCAAGCUGAGGUUCAUGAAGAAGGUUCGCGGCAAGCAGCAGGUGCUGGAGUUGGGCGGCAAGCAGGCGCUGGAGGAGGAGGAGGAGGAGGAGGAGGAGGGGGGCAGUGAGGAGGAGGGCGGUGAGAGCGAGGAGGAAGACGACGAGGCCGCGGAGGCACAGCAGCAGCAGCAGCUUGCAAAGAAGCAGCUGAAGAGGGAGGGCGAUGGCGCGGAGGCGGGCAACGGCAGUAAGAAGCGGAAGCUGGAUCAGCAGCAGCAACAGCAGGGGGCGAACAAGGCGGGUGCAAAGGGCGGGGCUGCGGACAAGGCCAAGGGCAAAGGCAGGGAGCAGAAGGAGGAGGAGGAGGAGGACGGUGACGACGAUUUCCUGGUGGUUAAGAAGCGCGACGUGUUUGCGGAUCGACCAGGAGAGGAGGGGCUGCUGGACGCCCUGGAUGAGGACCUGGAGGAUGCUGGCAACGGCAAGAAGAAGAAAAAGAAGAAGCAGAAGAUUCGCGUGGGGCUGGUCAGCGGCAACCGCAUGGUGUUUGAUGAGGAGGGUAACACUCUAGACCCACUCGCCCAGCUCGCAGCGGAGCAGCUCGGCAGGCCCUCCACCGCUGCGGGUGCCGCCACCUCCGUCUCCUCGGAGGACCCAGAUGCCGCCGACGGAAUCAUAGCAGCAGCAGCAGCGGCCCAAGCAGGGGCAGCGGGAGGGGAGGGUGUGUAUGUGGUUUCGGAGCGGCCCGAGGAGCGGUUCCGGCUGGCGGCAGACCUCAUGCGGCGGAGGGACAGGGAGGACCGGGCGCGACUCAAGCAGCUGCGAAAGGAGCUCAAGCUGGAGCGCAAGGCCCGGCAACGCGCCGCAGCAGAGCUGGAGGCCGACGGCGAGGGCGGCCCCACACUGGGCGCCACGCUGGGCCGACCCACGGGUCAUUACGACAGGGACGACGAGGACGGCUACUCCUCCAGCGGUGGCGAGGAGACGUCUGGGGGCAGCGAUGAUGAUGAC
This is a messenger RNA of Astrephomene gubernaculifera, 2629 nucleotides long. Lineage: Eukaryota; Viridiplantae; Chlorophyta; Chlorophyceae; Chlamydomonadales; Astrephomenaceae. The record is from the annotation of a GenBank genome assembly.